Medioppia subpectinata is the source of this 1693-nucleotide messenger RNA. Lineage: Eukaryota; Metazoa; Arthropoda; Arachnida; Sarcoptiformes; Oppiidae. The record is from the annotation of a GenBank genome assembly.
AUCAAUGUAUUAGUGCUCCGUUUAAACCUGUGCUCUAAACGCAUUGAGCGCUAAUAUUUAUUCGCAGAUAAAUCAGUGUAUAUCGUGUUCACACUCCCGGCCGCACAGCACCGGUACGUCAACACAGGCAACGCUGGAUGGGCUAACUUUUCACUGAAUUAGUCGGUGUCUAUGGAAAAACGUGAUCGUCUAUUAGACAUACCGUGCCGGGUGUGCGGAGACCGCAGUUCAGGCAAACAUUACGGCAUAUAUAGUUGUGACGGGUGUUCGGGAUUUUUUAAGCGAAGCAUUCACCGCAACCGUAUCUACACGUGCAAAGCACAGGCAGAAUUACACGGCAAGUGUCCCGUAGAUAAGACACACCGUAACCAAUGCCGCGCCUGUAGGCUCAAGAAGUGCUUCGAGGCCUCUAUGAAUAAAGACGGUAACUCUUUUAUGGGCACUCGACCAAUACUAGUGGUCUCAGACCCGGAGCUCAUUAAAGAUAUGAAUAUUAAAAACUUUCACCAUUUUGUCGAUCAUAUGGACACCAAAUCUGGCGAUCCUUUAAACGACCGGUCGUUGUUUAAUCUGAUGGGAGACGAGUGGAAAGCCAUGCGAUCUGUGAUAAGUCCGACAUUUUCAUCGGGAAAGAUGCGAGCAAUGCAUCCACUGAUCAUCGAUUGUGUCCAUCGAUUGGACCAAUACUUGGAGACAAAGGCUAUAAAUGGGGAUGAAUUGGAUGUGAAGCGAGCGAUGGGUAACCUAACUAUGGAUGUGAUCGCUUCGUGUGCUUUUGGCACUCAAAUAGACACUCAUAACGAUCACAAAACCAAUGAGUUUGUAGCAAAUGCUCAGGGCAUAUUUCAUGGUAAUUGGCGAAUGUUAGCCCAGAUCUCAUCGAUUAUCUCUAGACGCAAAUCGGAGCGCAAUUCAGUUAAACACAGGGAUUAUCUGCAGCUUAUGAUUAACGCCCAGAAUAGGAGUGCAGACAAUAGUGAAGAUCAGGACAUCGAUGACCUCAACGAACACAUCUUCGGCAAAACCGAUGCUUUGAAAUACCAGAAGACGUCAAAUGUGGUCAUCACUGACGACGAUAUGUUGGCCACGAGUUUCCUGUUUCUUGUGGCCGGAUAUGAGACGACCGCCAGUUUAUUGUCGUUUGUAUUAUACGAGUUGUCCGUCAAAGAGAAGUGUCAGCAAAAACUAUACGAAGAGAUCAAUGCCUUCGACGGCAACUAUAGCUACGAAUCAAUCGCUCGAAUGCCGUAUUUGGAGGCCUGUAUUGCAGAAACACUCAGACUGUAUCCUCCGGCGCCCAAUAUUGGCCGGAUAUGCACACAAGAAUAUAAACUUGGCAAUACUGGCAUAACAAUACCAAAGGGACAGUUUGUAAUGUUUGAUUUCAUAUCCAUUCAUCACAGCCCCGAGUAUUACCCGAAUCCCGAGGUCUGGGAUCCCGAGAGGUUUAUGCCCUCAAAUCGUGAUCGAUUAGUGUCCGGAACUUAUAUGCCGUUCGGAACGGGACCCCGAAAUUGUGUGGGAAUGAGGUUUGCGUUAAUGGAGGCCAAGACUGCUGUCGCGCAUCUCAUCUGCAAAUACCGAUUCAUACGUACGGCUAAUACACGAUAUCCGCCGACAUUCAAGAAAUACGACUUUAUGUUAACCACUGAUGAUAGAAAAAUUGGCGUUGAAUUGCGAUAAUAUAACAAUU